This is a messenger RNA of Peromyscus leucopus (white-footed mouse), 7421 nucleotides long. It is a transcript of the gene Dop1b, whose product is annotated as DOP1 leucine zipper like protein B. NCBI's taxonomy places the organism in Eukaryota, Metazoa, Chordata, Mammalia, Rodentia, Cricetidae. The record is from RefSeq and is a predicted model, not a curated record. Bases 260 to 7186 code for a protein of 2308 amino acids. Gene Ontology annotation, cellular component: trans-Golgi network; endosome. The transcript is spliced from 39 exons. Gene Ontology annotation, biological process: Golgi to endosome transport.
UCCCCCGCCCCGGGAGUGGCGACGGAGGCUGGGCUGAGGUGCUGCGCUGCCUCCGCUCGCAGCCGUAUCGCAGAGCCGCUGUCUCCCGCAGCCCGACAGGCUCGCCACACGCCCGCCGCCGAGGCCCACGGCCGCCGUGCUAUUUGAUCUCGCUCUGAAAGAACGAAGUCAAAAACUGGGCCAGUUGGUGAAGAGGGUUGAUGUGCUGUAGACGCAGGGACAUCAUCGACAGAUCCCUCCUUCAGUGUGAGAAUGUACGAUGGACCCAGAGGAGCAGGAGCUGCUAAGCGAUUACAGAUACAGAAGUUACUCCUCAGUGAUCGAAAAGGCUUUAAGAAACUUCGAGUCCUCCAGUGAAUGGGCGGAUCUUAUAUCUUCACUGGGCAAACUCAACAAGGCCCUCCAGAGCAACCUCAAGUACUCCCUGCUGCCGCGAAGACUCCUCAUCAGCAAGAGGCUGGCGCAGUGUCUGCAUCCCGCCCUGCCCAGUGGCGUGCACCUCAAGGCCCUCGAGACCUACGAGAUCAUCUUUAAGAUUGUGGGGACCAAAUGGCUGGCCAAGGACUUGUUCUUGUACAGCUGUGGCCUGUUUCCCCUGCUGGCCUACGCCGCCAUGUCGGUGCGGCCCGUGCUGCUCGGCCUGUACGAGAAGUACUUCCUCCCGCUGCAGAAGCUGCUCCUGCCCAGUCUCCAGGCCUUCCUCGUGGGCCUGCUGCCCGGCCUGGAAGAGGGCUCCGAGAUCUAUGACAGAACAGAUGCCCUGCUCCUGAGACUGUCUCUGGUGGUGGGCCGGGAGGUGCUCUAUGCCGCCCUGUGGGGCAGCGUCCUGACGAGCCCUUCCAUCCGCCUCCCGGCCUCGUUGUUUGUGGUGAGCCACAUCAGCAGGGACUCGCCGGGCAAGGAGCAGAAGUACAUGCUGGGUACUGACUACCAGCUCGCGGUGAAAUCACUGUGUGCAUCACUGCUAGACUCGAAUGUUCUUGUACAAAGAAAUAACCUGGAAAUCAUUCUGUUUUUCUUCCCAUUUUAUACCUGCCUGGAUCCCGAGGAGAGAGCCAUCCCCCUGCUCAGACGUGAUCUUGUACACAUUCUCUCUGCUGCCACGCAGACCCUACUGAGAAGGGACAUGUCUCUCAACAGAAGACUGUACGCCUGGUUACUAGGUUCAGACAUUAAAGGAAAUACCAUUGUGCCAGAAUCUGUCAUUUCGAAUUCUUAUGAAGACCAGUCCUCAUAUUUUUUUGAUAAAUACUCCAAGGAUCUUUUAGUUGAGGCUCUUGCUGAGAUUCUACAUCAGAAGUUCUCAGACGCUGACGUAGAGGAGCGCCACCAUGCCUACCUGAAGCCUUUCCGAAUCCUCGUCAGUCUGUUGGACAAGCCAGAAAUAGGACCUCAAGUGGUUGAGAAUUUGUUUCUGGAAGUUAUCAGAGCAUUUUAUGCUUAUUGCCAUGAUGUCCUUGGCUCUGACCUUAAACUUAGCUACACUCAGAGUGGGAAUCUGCUAAUAAGCACAAUCAAAGAAAACAGACACGCCUCGGAGAUUGUGAAGACGGUCAAUCUGCUGGUCUCCUCGCUCAGCACGGACUUCCUGUGGGAUUACAUGGCGCGGUGUUUCGAGGCGUGCUUUAGGCCAGCGAAGCAGACUGCGGCUGUUGGAGACGCCGUCGGCCCUCCCCCCAGCGUCUCGGAGCUCUGCACCCUCCUCGUGUUCCUGCUGGAUGUGAUUCCCUUGGAACUGUACUCGGAGGUGCAGACUCAGUACCUCCCACAGCUGCUUGGCUGCCUGCUGCAGCCUCUGGCUGAGGAGGUGGACGCCCUGAGCUUAGUUGAGCUCACACAUGCCUUGAAGACAUGUUUCAAGGUGCUGAGCAAAGUUCAGAUGCCUCCCUCCUACCUAGACAUGGAGUCCACCAGUGGGAACUCGAGUCCAGUAAAAGGAGAAAACAGUGACAUCAUUUUGGAAACAAAGGUUGUAGUUGCAGGUGAUGAGGAGGCUUCCUUCCCCCCACUGAAAUCUGAAGACAGUGGGAUCGGGCUCAGCGCCUCGUCCCCAGAGCUCUCUGAGCACCUAAGGGUGCCCCGGGUGUCUGCUGACAGAGACGACAUUUGGAAGAAGGACGGGAGCAUGCAGAGGACGUUCCUUUGCAUCCAGGAGCUCAUUGCCAACUUCGCCAGCAAGAACAUCUUUGCAGCAUCCCUGGCCGUGUCUGGGGAGGAAAGCAAACCCGAGGAGCCCCCAGGGAAGAGCAGCAAGGGCCAGACACAGAGCGUCAGCCACUCUGGCAGGAAGGGCUCCUGGGAGCCCAAACCCAUCACUGUGCCCCAGUUUAAACAAAUGCUUUCGGACUUGUUCACGGCGCGCGGGUCUCCCUUUAAGACAAAAAGUUCGGAGUCGCCGUCAUCUGUGCCCAGCAGCCCGCGUAGAAAAGCGGAAACCGAGUGGGACAUUGACCAGGUGGUCAUGGAGUUGGUGGGCCCCAAGGAGGACUGCAGGGAGGCCUUCGUGGCCGCCUGCCACCUGCUGCUGGACUGCGCCACCUUCCCCGUCUACCUGUCUGAGGAGGAGACCGAGCAGCUGUGUGACAUGCUCUUCCAGACGCCAGGAGCCGGCGACUGCAGUUUUCCGUCCUGGCUGAAAUCCCUUAUGACCAUUUGCUGCUGCGUGAACGACUGUUCCCUCCAGAACAUCGCCAUCGCCACCCUGCUGGAAGUGAUCAACCACUCGCAGUCCCUGGCGCUCGUCAUCGAGGACAAGAUGAAGCGCUACAAAACCUCUGGGAACAACCCGUUUUUUGGCAAGUUACAGAUGGUGACGGUCCCUCCCAUUGCUCCCGGGAUCCUGAAGGUCAUUGCAGAGAAGACAGACUUCUAUCAGAGGGUGGCUCGUGUGCUCUGGAAUCAGCUGAACAAGGAGACCCGCGAGCAUCACAUCACCUGCGUCGAGCUCUUCUAUCGCCUGCACUGCCUGGCUCCGACGGCCAACAUCUGUGAGGACAUCAUCUGCCAUGCCCUGCUGGACCCUGACAAGGGAACAAGGCUGGAGGCUCUGUUUCGGUUUUCUGUGAUCUGGCACCUGACACGGGAGAUCCAGGGCAGCCGCGUGACGUCGCACAACCGCUCCUUUGACAGGUCCUUGUUUGUCGUCCUGGACAGCCUGGCUUGCACAGACGGGGCCAUCAGUGCCGCAGCCCAGGGCUGGCUGGUGCGCGCACUCUCCCUCGGGGACGUGGCCCGCAUCCUGGAACCCAUGCUCCUGCUGCUGCUCCAGCCCAAAACCCAGAGGACGUCCAUCCACUGCCUCAAGCAGGAGACCUCAGCCGAGGAUUUCCAUCGUUGGUUUAACAGGAAGAAACCCACAUUCAAAGAGGCAUGUGGGGCGUCCGAGCUGCAAGAAGGUGCCUCCGAGGAGCACCUGCCCCUCGGCCAGUUCACCACAGUGGAUCGUGAAGCCAUCUGGGCUGAAGUGGAGAAGGAACCGGAGAAAUGCCCACCGAGAAGCGAUCUGAGCGAGGAAGACACGCCCUACUACAUGGACCUUUCCGACAGGGUGGCCUCUGGCGGCCAGGACAGCAGCGAGCACACGGAGUCGGCCGACACGAGCUCGGGCCACACCGACAGCGAAAACACGUCCACUUUCUCCUCUCCCUCCCACGACCCGCAGGACCUGAGCCACGAGGAGAACUGCUGUGCGCCCAUCCCAGUCGCCGGCAGGGCAUACUCGAAGCGAGCGGCCUUGCUGGCAGCCUUCCAGCCAGAAGGCCUCAAGCCCAGCGCCAAGUUAAGCCUGGUGCGAGCAGACUCGGACAAGACGCAGGCUUCCGAGUCGCUCUCCAGCGACGAGGAGGCCGACGUGGAGCUCCAGGCCCUCACCACAGCCAGGCUGUCGAAGCAGCAGAGGGAGAGGCAGGAGACGCUCGAGGCCUUGUUCAAACACAUCCUGCUCUACCUGCAGCCCUACGACUCCCAGAGGGUCCUCUACGCCUUCUCCGUGCUGGAGGCUGUGCUCAAGACCAACCCCAAGGAGUUCAUCGAGGCCGUGUCCAGGACCGGCAUAGACACCAGCUCCACCGCGCACCUCAACCUCAUCUCCAAUCUCCUGGCACGCCACCAGGAGGCGCUCGUUGGCCAGAGUUUUUACGGCAAGCUGCAGACCCAGGCCCCCAGCGUGUGCCCCCACUCCCUGCUGAUCGAGCUCCUCACCUACCUCUGCCUGAGCUUCCUGCGGUCCUACUACCCUUGCCACCUGAAGGUCUGCCACAGGGACGUCCUCGGCAACCGCGACGUGCAGGUCAAGAGCGUGGAGGUUCUCAUCAGGAUAACCACGCAGCUGGUCUCGGUGGCCAAGUCGUCGGAAGGGAAGAGCGUGGAGUUUAUCCGCAGCCUGCUGCAGAGAUGCAAGGUCCAGGAGUUUGUCCUGCUCUCGCUCUCGGCCUCCAUGUACACCAGCCAGAAGCGCUACGGCCUGGCCACCGCCGACCGGGGCAGGGGCCUGGUGGAGCCGGACGGCCUCUUUGAGGAGAGCCUCAUCAACCUGGGGCAGGACCAGAUCUGGAGCGAGCACCCGCUGCAGAUCGAGCUGCUCAAGCUCCUGCAGGCCCUCAUCGUCCUGGAGCACCACCUGGGCCAGGGUCAGGAGGACGCCCAGAGUCAGCCGGCCCUGUCCCGGGAGUGGCAGAGGGCCCUUAACUUUCAGCAGGCCAUCGGCGCCAUGCAGUACGUGCAGCCCCACCCCCUCACCUCCCAGGGCCUGCUGGUCUCGGCGGUGGUGAGGGGCCUGCAGCCGGCCUAUGGCUAUGGCAUGCACCCCGCCUGGGUGAGCUUGGUCACACACUCCCUGCCUUACUUUGGGAAGUCUCUGGGCUGGACGGUGACCCCCUUUGUUAUCCAGAUUUGCAAAAACCUGGACGAGCUGGUCAAGCAGUAUGAAAGUGAAUCCAUCAAGUUGUCCGUCAGCACAACCUCAAAGAAGGAAAACAUUUCUCCAGAUUACCCGCUCACUCUUCUGGAAGGUCUAACAACCAUUAGCCAUUUUUGUCUUUUGGAACAGCCCACCCAGAACAAAAAGACUGCUGCCAUCAGUGACCCCAUCAACCUGAGGAACGCCAAGAACGCCAUUUUGGAGGAGCUGCCUCGAAUCGUGAACACCAUGGCCCUCAUCUGGAAUGUUCUCAGAAAGGAGGAAAGUCAGAAGAGACCGGUGGAUCUCCUGGGAGCCACAAAAGGAUCCUCCUCCGUUUACUUCAAAACCACCAAGAUCCUAAGACAGAAAAUUUUAGACUUGCUGAACCCCUUGGCGGCCCAUCUCGGGGUUCAGCUGAUGGCCGCAGUGGCUACAGUGUGGAGCAGAAAGCAAGCUCGACGCCACAGCAAGACAAAGAUCGUCCCCGCGGCCAGCGCAUCCCAGCACACCCUUGUCGACCUGGUUUGUGCUCUCAGCACCCUGCAGACAGACUCGGUGCUGCAGCUGGUGAAGGAGGUGGUGAAGAGGCCACUGCAGAUCAAAGGGGAUGAGAAAUCGCCGCUGGUGGACAUUCCUGUGCUGCAGUUCUGCUACGCUUUCAUCCAGAGAGGAGGAGUCACCAAAGUGGAGCCACAGGUAGUGAGACUCUCGGUACCAGACCUGCAGGAGAACUUCCCCUCGCUCUUGGGUGUCCUGAAGGAGUCUGUGCAGCUGAACCUGGCCCCCCCUGGGUAUUUUCUGCUUCUCAGCAUGCUGAAUGACUUUGUAACAAGAACACCCAACCUGGAAAGCAAGAAGGACCAAAAAGACCUCCAGGAAAUCACGCAGAAAAUCCUGGAAGCGGUAGGGACCAUUGCUGGCUCCUCCUUGGAACAAACCAGCUGGCUGAGCAGAAACCUGGAGGUGAGAGCCCAGCCUCAGGUCUCUCUGGAAGAGUCUGAUGCUGAAGACGAUGUUCACGAUGCUGCUGCUGCGGCCUCGGCGAUGGUGUCCGCUUCUGCUCCCUCCGUGUACAGCGUGCAGGCGCUCUCCCUCUUGGCAGAGGUUCUGGCUUCUCUCCUGGACAUGGUGUAUCGAAGUGACGAGAAAGAGAAGGCCGUACCACUCAUCUCCCGUUUGCUCUACUACGUGUUUCCCUACCUGCGCAAUCACAGUGCCUACAACGCUCCCAGCUUCCGAGCCGGCGCCCAGCUGCUGAGCUCCCUGAGCGGCUAUGCCUAUACCAAACGGGCGUGGAAGAAGGAAGUGCUGGAACUGUAUCUGGACCCCACUUUCUUUCAGAUGGAUACUUCCUGCGUUCACUGGAAAUCCAUUAUAGACCAUCUUCUGACUCAUGAGAAAACAAUGUUUAAGGAUUUAAUGAAUAUGCAGAGCAGCUCCUUAAAGCUCUUCUCCAGUGUGGAGCAGAAGGCCAUGCUGCUGAAGCGCCAGGCUUUUGCUGUCUUCAGUGGCGAGCUUGACCAGUACCACCUGUACCUUCCUCUGAUACAAGAGCGCCUGACAGACAACCUCCGAGUCGGACAGACAUCCACAGUCGCUGCUCAGAUGUUUCUUUUUUUCAGAGUUCUGCUGCUAAGAAUAUCUCCUCAGCAUCUGACCUCACUGUGGCCAAUCAUGGUCUCUGAGCUGAUCCAGACAUUCAUACAACUUGAAGAAGAUCUGAAAGAGGAAGAUGAAUCGUUGAGAAACAGCAACAAAAACAGAAUAAAAGUCCCAGUUGCCGAUGGGAACGGGCCUUCGGGCGGGGCUGUGUCCCCCAGUGAUCUCAUCAUGUACCUCUCUGCUUGCAAAUUCCUGGACACGGCGCUCUCCUUCCCACCUGACAAGAUGCCAUUGUUUCAGAUUUAUAGAUGGGCGUUUGUUCCAGAAGUGGACACUGAGCACCCUGCCUUCCUGUCAGAGCUAGAAGAGAAUCACCAAGAAUGCAGACCUCACACUGUCAGGAUUCUAGAACUUCUAAAGUCAAAAUACGGGGAAAUUGGCAGCUCGGAUGAGAUCACCAGGGAGAGUGAGUUUCCCCUUCUGCGCCAACAUUCCGUAUCCAGCGUCAGGCAACUGAUGCCGUUCUUCAAGACGUUAAACUGUGCUUUCAAAACCCAAAGCCAACUGCCCUCCGAUGCUCCGGGAAGCUCUGUGCCGGAGUUCCCUGUCACGGAGAGCCCCAGGGUCUUACAGCAGCUGGAGGAGUGUGUGGAGCAUGACUUCCUGGAACAUCCAGAGUGUUAGCGCCCCAGGAGGGCCUCUUCAUGCUUCUCUCUGUCCCUGAAGAGGACAGGAUAUUCUGGGAAGAAGGGAGCUGAGGAUUUGAAUGAACUCUGCCACAGCCCUGAAAGUCCAGUCAGGUAUUUUCUGUCCAGCCGCCAAACACGCCUCCCUUAAAUGCCUUGUAAUAUAUUUCAGUCUCUCUGUUUCUUCCUCACUUUAUGUAAUGGAAAUAAAAUUAAUAUAUAAUCUAACCACA